ACUGUGUGGGAAGACAUGGGAGGAGCUUCCAUAGUAUAAACUUGGAUGUUUCCUAGCAGUAAAAGAGGCUCACCACGGUAAACGAUGCCAAAUGUACACGAAGAGGACGAAUGCAACAUCGCAUUAACAGAACAUUGGUGGAUAGUCUUUAAUGUUUAGUCUUCCGUGUCAUCCAGCGCGAGACUCACAGGCUCUGGGUUCAAGUAUUCGGGAGCGCACUGGAGAGGCACUCGGAGUGGUUACGUUCAACUUGCAUGCGUGGAUAAAAUACCUCUACAUAGACCAACACUUUUGUUUUGAAACAAACAAACCGAACGUAUCUUGUAAGAUGAUCUGGCUAUUGUUUUUACUCCUUUGUGCAACCGGCGUGCUGUCGCAUUCCACCCAGGUGGCUAUCAUCUAUCCUCAAGACCCUGCCCUUCUUAUUGGCUCCAGCCUGACAGCUACAUGCUCAGUGAAUCCAGAACAUGGAGUGCAUGCAGGCUCACUCUACUGGACGCUGAACGGGAAGCGUCUUCCAAGCAGUACCUACAGCGUCUUGAGCCCCACUGUGCUCAGUGUUACCCUGCCUCGGCUCUCCGGAUCCCGCCAACGCUCUGGAGACAACCUUGUGUGCCAUAACAGCGGGGGUCAUGUGCUGGCUGGCUCUUGCAUCUAUGUUGGCAUGCCUCCUCAGAAACCUGUGAACCUUACCUGCUGGUCCAGGAACACCAAAGACCUAACCUGUAAAUGGGCCCCUGGCGGCCAGGGGGAAACAUUCAUCAAGACAAAAUACACUCUCAAGUAUAAGUUCAGGUGGUAUGGCCGAGAAAAGGAGUGUGAAGACUACAACGUUGGAGAUCCGUACACGUGCUACAUCCCCCGCGACCUCGCCCUUUUCACGCCCUACGAAAUAUGGGUGGAGGCCUCUAACCAACUCGGAACCGCCACGUCUGACGUCAUAAACUUGGAUAUCCUAGACGUGGUGACGACAGAUCCACCGACUGACGUGACAGUGAGUCGAGUGGGCAACCUGGAGGACCAGCUUACAGUGCGAUGGGGAACACCGCCUGCACUCAAAGACUUCCUCUUUCAGGCCAAAUAUCAGAUCAGAUACAGACUGGAGGACAGCAGUGACUGGAAGGUGGUGGAUGAUGUCGGGAAUCAGACUUCCUGUAGGUUGGCAGGUUUGAGGCCUGGCACAGUGUAUUUUGUGCAGGUGCGCUGUAAUCCAGUGGGGAUCCUUGGCUCCAGGAAAGCGGGCAUAUGGAGUGACUGGAGUCACCCGAAUGCAGCCUCAACACCACAUAGUGAGCGGCUGCUGACAGGGUCAUGUGACUCGAAGGCGGGGCAGCAGAACUCCACAUUGCGGCGGGACUUGAAGCAGUUCUUCGGCUGGGUGCGCAAACACGCCUACGGUUGCAGCGGUAUGAGUAUCAAACUUUAUGAUCAGUGGCGGGUCUGGCUCCAGAAAUCUCACAAAACCCGCAACCAGGUAGGUUCUUCAAGGAGAUAAAUCAUAGCAUGUCGCUUCUAGCAGGCAGAACACUUUUACAACAACAGCACACUGUGGAAGAACUCACAUUUUCCAGACUUCUGCUUGGCUCAGUGCAAGAAAGUUAACGGACAGCUGGACUCAAAAUGGAAUGUUCAAACAGCAAAGAGUGAUGGGCAUUUGGUCCCUUGGACACAGUCUAAAUUGUGCAGUUUUCAAAAAUGCCUUAUAGUAGAGAAAAAACAAACAAACACUUAAACAUCUUUCUUUGAUAAUCGCCAUGGAGACCAAAUGGAUUAUAUCCUCGCAACUCUUUUUCAGAGGAGACAAGUUCUUGACCGUGUUUGCAACAAUUUCACAUAAUUUGCACAUUUACUCUGAGGAUGACGAUGCUUAGCCGACGUGAAACAUGGUCAAUGCGUGGGUCCGUGACAUUUUCAUAUAGUUUCUGUCAACUGCUAACUUCAGCUGAUCUGUAUGCUCGAGAGGUUCCUCACGGGCAAAUGAAAAAUGUCGGAACUUUUCUCAACUAACGUUUUGCAUAACUUCAAGGGAACUGGAAGAAUUGUAAUGAAAUAGACCAUUUAGUCUUACCAAAUGUAUCUUUCACAAAUGUUCUAGCAUUACAAUUGUGACUGUACUACAGCAGUUUACAUAAAAAAAUCGACAGGUAUACCUCACAGUCUGAAACAUCUUGCAUUCAAGUAAUCUGUACAUGCCAUAAAGCACACGCUUUACCACGCAAUACUCAAUAUAUCAAUUCUUGGAACUAAGAGUGGGGUUUGUUGCCAUUGUCAUUGCCAUUUCUAAUUUUCUGAAGUCAUAAAGGAGGACCCACUAAAACACUACAUCCAGGACAGAGUUGGAACUCCAGAGUGAACUCCAAAUAUGGUCAUUUAAGGAACGAAGAGGAUUGUUUUUCGGCCAACAAAUGUUCUCUCUUGUGUUUUUAUAUGUUGCAGUUGAAAUGCAAAACUGUAACUGUGUUUGUAGCAUUGAUCUAUUUGAAAAUAAUUUUAUUUUACUGCUUUUAUUUUUGUACUGAAUUGUAUCCACAUAUUUAAAUUUAAAGUUAUGUUUUGACUCUUAAGUUAUGUAUAGGUAGAUUAUAUUAUUAUUGACUGAAUUGUUAAACCCGAACAUUGUUUAUAAAAUCCUUCUUUAAGAUUAAGUUUA
Molecule: messenger RNA, 2650 nt
Organism: Myxocyprinus asiaticus (Chinese sucker)
Lineage: Eukaryota; Metazoa; Chordata; Actinopteri; Cypriniformes; Catostomidae
Product: cytokine receptor-like factor 1
Exons: 8
Coding region: 152-1495 (447 amino acids)
Biological process (GO): cytokine-mediated signaling pathway
Cellular component (GO): external side of plasma membrane
Molecular function (GO): protein binding; cytokine receptor activity
Source: RefSeq, a predicted model, not a curated record